This is a messenger RNA of Ruditapes philippinarum (Manila clam), 1863 nucleotides long. Its product is annotated as WD repeat-containing protein 89-like. The record is from RefSeq and is a predicted model, not a curated record. Gene Ontology annotation, molecular function: protein binding. Lineage: Eukaryota; Metazoa; Mollusca; Bivalvia; Venerida; Veneridae. Bases 1 to 1077 code for a protein of 358 amino acids. The transcript is spliced from 11 exons.
AUGUUUGAAAGUUUAAGUCUGGUAGAGAAAUCUGCUGUGUCGUUAGACAAUGUUGAAGAAGAUUAUGUCUUAGAUGUGGCUGCCACAAAGGUACAUUGUCAUUCUGAUACUAUAAGUGGGAUAAGCUGGGGAAAGACAGAGCCUCACCUACUUUAUUCAUCAUCGAAAGAUAAAACUAUUAGAUGUUGGGAUACAAGAACUAAAUUAUCAAAAGAAGUUCAGAAAUUCAGAGGAUCUACUGAAACAGAGAAUAUGUUUACAUGUAUUGACAUCAACGCUGAUGAUAGAGUUCUGUGUUCUGGCCAGGAAGCUGAUAAGGAAGAAAAUGCCUUCAUUUUAUUCUGUAUUGAAUUCAAUUCUACUCACCCUGUUGCAUUGUCAAUUGUUUUCUGUAUAUCUCUUGGUGAAAACAGAACUGAUCAAUACAGAAAGACAAUUGAAAAUCUGUGGAAAGAGAAGUUGAGAACAUAUCAACCUUUAGAAGUAUGUUUUCACCCCAGUAAUGCUAACAGUCUAGCUACGGGAUCUAUGGAUGGCCUGGCAUGUUUAUUUGAUAUAUCAGAAACUGAUGAAGACGAAGCUCUAUCUUACACAUGGAACACUUGCUCUACUGUGGCUAAACUUGGCUGGUGUGGGGAGAACUUUAACAAUGUUUAUUGUACAACACAUAUAGAUACCUUACAUGUCUGGGAUUCCAUAGAGGGAGAUCCUGUUUUAGAAGUUACAGAUUUAAAAGAUGUUCUUAAGGGCAAAGAUGGUAUUGACUACAUCGUAGAUUGUUUGACCAGUGAUAAGCUUGAGCUUCACCUGUUAGCAGGCCAGCAUAGUGGAGAGCUGAAGAUAAUUGAGUUAUCCAGGAAAGGAAUUCCAAAAGUUACAUGUAUGUUAAAUGGAGGACAUUCUUCAACAGUACGCUGUCUUCACUGGAAUUCUAAAGAGAAAAUGUUGGUGACCGGAGCUGAGGAUUCAUUGCUAUGUUUAUGGUCUACCAAGCCAGAUACACAACAACACGUAGCUGCCAAUAAGGCAAAAUUAAAAUCAAAGAAAACAGUGACCAAGCGGAAAAAUCCAUAUUGAUAAAACAUCAGUUUCAUGUCACACAUGAUCAUAAAGCAGAGACAAAAGACCAGUCUCAAAAUGCUCUUCUGCCAUUGGUCAAAAUCAAGUCUGGAAUUUUGAGUAACCAAUCAGAUGCCAGAGAAUAGACUGGUUAUGAGAAAUCAAAUUUUAUUCAGCUAAACAAGGACUCCCUGCAGUCAGGAUGUAAUCUUGCCCUUUGUGGGUCCAAGAAAAUAUGAGAUGUCAAAUUCUGACAUUUUAUCUAUGAAUUUGUCCAAAGUUCAAUUUUGCUGUUUUUGUAAUUACUUUUACAUGACCAGACAUAACAUCUAUUGUGCUGAAUAAAUUUUGUUAUGACAAGGACAACUUUUUAAACAUGUGAUACAAAUUUUACAUUUUAUGUUGUGUUUUGCUUUUGGGGGGAUGUUAUUAUUUUAUUUUGUUCUUGUAUGGCAUUUUAAAAAACACUGUUUUUUGAUGAGCAAGUAGAGGUCUUUUGGUCUCGGUAAAAUGUUUAAGAUUUUGGUCAAUGAACUUGAAGUAUGACUUUUAAGUUUACACAGCAACAGAUGGUGUUUAUUGACUGAAUAUUAGAAAAAAAAAGUAAUGCAAGCAAUUAUUAUGUCUGGAAAUAGAUUUUUAUGAAUAAAAAAUAGAAAUUAUGAAAGUUGUUUAUGAAUGUUUUUCAUCACUUGAUAAUCACACAGUAACUCUAAUCUGGGACAUAUGGUAAGUAAAUUUAAGUCCCAGCUCCAAUUAAUUAAAAUUUCUAAAUAAAGCAACCUCAGAAUUUAAUAAUACAUA